This is a messenger RNA of Trichoplax adhaerens, 687 nucleotides long. RefSeq lists its product as uncharacterized. The coding region runs from base 1 to 687 and encodes 228 amino acids. Gene Ontology annotation, cellular component: ESCRT III complex; multivesicular body. NCBI's taxonomy places the organism in Eukaryota, Metazoa, Placozoa, Uniplacotomia, Trichoplacea, Trichoplacidae. The record is from RefSeq and is a predicted model, not a curated record. The transcript has 7 exons. Gene Ontology annotation, biological process: late endosome to vacuole transport; endosome transport via multivesicular body sorting pathway; protein transport.
AUGCCACUGGAAUUUUUAUUUGGAAAAAAGAAAACUCCCGAAGAGUUAUUGAAGCAAAACCAGCGCGCUUUAAAUAAAGCGAUUCGGGAUUUAGAUCGGGAAAGAGUAAAAUUAGAACAACAAGAGAAGAAAGUCAUUGCUGAUAUUAAAAAGAUGGCGAAGGCUGGACAAAUGGACGCUACCAAAAUCAUGGCCAAAGAUUUAGUUCGAACACGUCGAUAUGUUAAAAAAUUUAUAAUGAUGAAAGCCAAUUUGCAGGCGGUUUCUUUAAAAAUACAGACUCUUCGUUCAACCAAUUCCAUGGCGCAAGCUAUGAAAGGCGUAGCUAAAGCAUUAGGUAGAAUGAAUAAGCAGCUAAACUUGCCACAAAUACAAAAGAUUAUGAUGGAAUUUGAAAAGCAAUCUGAAGUAAUGGAUAUGAAGGAAGAAAUGAUGAAUGACGCUAUCGAUGAUGUUAUAGGCGAUGAAGAGGAUGAUGAAGAAAGCGAUGCUAUAGUGGCUCAAGUUUUUGACGAACUGGGAUUGACGCUUACCGAUCAGCUUGCUGACCUUCCAGCAAGCAGCACUUCCUUGAACUCAGCAUCCCAUGCAGCAAAACAACCGCAGGUUGCUGCUGCUGGUGGUGGUGGCAAUAGUGAUUUAGAUGCAGACCUACAAGCCAGGCUGGACAACCUACGAAGAGAUUAA